UUCUCACCUCGCAGCCAAAAAUCCAUCUUUCUCUGCGCCGGAGGCACACGCAGUGCAACGGAGCCGAAGGUGCUUGCCUGCUUGCCUACCGGCUUGAACAGUGCCAGAGUGCCGGCUGGUCCCGAUCCAACUCCGGGAGCGGAGUCAGUGUGUUCCUAGAGGCUGCUGACUGAGACACAGCGGGGUUGGGCAGCUGGCCGAGCUGCGUCGCUGUAAACAACUGCGAGGGUACAAUGACGCACCUGAAUUUACACUUGCGCGKKUUUUGGACGGUCGACUAGACAUCUUUUUAGUCAGUGUUCCGUGACGGACUGCCAUGACAUUUAGGCWACCCAUGCUGCUUUUUGCGCAGUAGACUGAGUAGCAUUAUAAGCUGUUUUAUGCUGAGGGGUGUUCCAACUAUGCCUAUUGCCUUGUAAUACACUAUGACGUCUUCUCUUAUUCACUAUUGAAGUGAGRAGCCKAUUUCUUUAAUUAUUGCCACACACACCUCUAUUCUAUUUCAUUUUCAGGUGAGUCACAUUGGAAUGAACAUUCACUGCUGUCAACUUMGAUAGUUGCCUGCCUGUCCGUCCCAAUGAGAUGUCAGUACUUUGACAGUGAAAAAUGCCGUGUCUGUCUACAGAGAGCUGGACUGAGGUGCAGGUGGGCUGUCGUAUGAAAUAGGAGAAGGACUUGGUGGCCACACACCCCCAAUUCAGUUGUUACACACACACUGUCGCUCGGAGUGGCGAGACGCAGAUGCGCACUCCACGGACACCCAACUCGGCACUCAACUUUUGCUCUGUGCGUGGAUCUAUUAAAUAUAUAUUUUCUCUUCAAUGAGCUUGUGAACYAACGGAGGAUAGAUGUUAUUUUGUGGGCUAAUWUAUUUUUCUAAAUAGCCGCAAAGGACCAGGGUUGAAAUAAGAAUGCCCAAUUGUGUUUGAGACACCUGCGUUGAUUAGUCUCGCUUGGUGAUUUCUCAAAUAUGGAUUAUGUGUGUAAUGUGGCUCAAAUAGCAGAGAAUGGAUAUUGUUUUGUCGGUAAGGAUUUAAUAUUGAAUUGCCCAGUAGUGCAUUGAGUAGAGGGGCAGCCGCAGCCUGACGAUGCCGGACGCGUCUCGGGACGUGCCGGUGCAUUCCUCUCCAGCAGUGGCGGCGAACGCGGAGGGAGACGAGAUAGAAGUGCUGGAGAGUAUCGAUGUUCUUCCCGUGGCCCCAGAGGACCAAUGGAAAUCUCUGUUCGACAAGUUCGACUCAGAGAGUUCAGGAUUCAUCAGUACAGAGCGGUUCAGGGACCUGCUGGCGGCCCACGGCUCGGAGCUGGACCCUCACAAGCUGGAGGUUCUAUUGGCCCUCGCCGACGGCAACGCAGACGGAAAGAUCUGCUACCAGGACUUUGUCAACCUGAUGUCCAACAAGCGCAGCAAAAUCGCGGCCAUCCUCCAGGGAAGUCGUCAGUUGAAAGGGGCCGGGGCCCUGGGGGAGGAGGUGGGUCUGGGUUUGUCCCAGAGGCUGGUGAGGCACAUCGCCUACGAGACCCUGCCCCGGGAGAUCGACAGGAAGUGGUACUUCGACAGCUACACCUGCUGCCCACCACCCUGGCUCAUCCUGGCUAUCACCAUCGCUGAGGUGGCAGUGUUCAUGUACUAUGGCCUGCAAUUGGACCGCUGGGUGCUGCAGGUGUCCAGUCCCCACUUCCUGAGGGGCCCACUGCCAUACCACCCCCAGCUACGGAUUCAGGCCUGGAGAUACCUCAGCUACGCCUUCAUGCACGCAGGGAUAGAACACCUGGGUCUGAACAUGGCCAUGCAGCUGCUGGUGGGAGUCCCUCUUGAGAUGGUCCAUGGAGCGCUGAGGAUAGGACUGGUCUACGUGUGUGGUGUACUGGCAGGCUCCCUUGCCGUCUCUGUCACUGAUAUGACUGCUCCGGUGGUGGGGUCGUCUGGAGGAGUCUACGCCCUGGUCUCAGCACACCUGGCCAACGUCGUCAUGAACUGGUCGGGUAUGAAAUGUCAGUUUAAGCUGUUUCGGAUGGCCAUGGCUCUGGUCUGCAUGAGUGUGGAGUUUGGCCGUGCCGUGUGGCUGCGGUUCUACCCGCCGGCCUUCCCGCCCUGCCCCAACCCCAGCUUUGUGGCCCACCUGGGGGGUGUGAUGGUGGGGCUCACCCUGGGGGUUGUAGUCCUCCAGAACUACGAGCAGCGUCUCCAAGAGCAGUCUCUAUUCUGGAUCUUCUUCUCUGUCUACUUACUCUUUGUCCUCUGUGCUGUCUUCUGGAACGGUCUUCGGCCUAGCGUGGACGUCCGGCUCCCCCCACGCUGUGAGCUCCAAGGUGGCUACAUGAGCUGCACCCCCCCCCAGCCCCUCAGGCCUCCGAACAAGGAUUGGUCUCAAUAG
This is a messenger RNA of Salvelinus sp. IW2-2015, 2378 nucleotides long. It is a transcript of the gene rhbdl3, whose product is annotated as rhomboid, veinlet-like 3 (Drosophila). Gene Ontology annotation, molecular function: serine-type endopeptidase activity; calcium ion binding. Lineage: Eukaryota; Metazoa; Chordata; Actinopteri; Salmoniformes; Salmonidae. The record is from RefSeq and is a predicted model, not a curated record. Gene Ontology annotation, cellular component: membrane.